Messenger RNA from Ceratotherium simum simum (southern white rhinoceros), 2135 nucleotides. It is a transcript of the gene RAD51D, whose product is annotated as RAD51 paralog D. Lineage: Eukaryota; Metazoa; Chordata; Mammalia; Perissodactyla; Rhinocerotidae. Gene Ontology annotation, molecular function: ATP binding; ATP-dependent DNA damage sensor activity; single-stranded DNA binding. Gene Ontology annotation, biological process: double-strand break repair via homologous recombination; reciprocal meiotic recombination; telomere maintenance. Gene Ontology annotation, cellular component: Rad51B-Rad51C-Rad51D-XRCC2 complex; microtubule organizing center; replication fork. The record is from RefSeq and is a predicted model, not a curated record.
GCAUGGGCGUGCUCAGGCCCGGGCUGUGCCCUGGCCUCACCCGGGACAUGGUCCAGCUGCUGAGGAGCCGCGGGAUCAGGACAGUGGUGGACCUGGUUUCUGCGGACCUCGAGGAGGUAGCCCAGAAGUGUGGCUUGUCUUAUAAGGCCCUGGUCGCUCUCAGGCGGGUGCUGCUGGCUCAGUUCUCAGCUUUCCCCUUCAAUGGCGCUGAUCUCUACGAGGAGCUGAAGACCUCCACUGCUAUCUUGUCCACCGGCAUUGAGAGCCUGGACAAACUGCUUGAUGCUGGUCUCUAUACUGGAGAAGUGACUGAACUCGUAGGAGGCCCGGGUAGCGGCAAAACCCAGGUAUGUCUUUGUGUGGCUGCAAAUGUGGCCCAUGGCCUGCAGCAGAACGUCCUAUACGUUGAUUCCAGUGGAGGGCUGACAGGCUCCCGCCUCCUCCAGCUACUUCAGGCCAGAACCCCAGAUGAGGAGGAGCAGGCGGGAGCUCUUCAGAGGAUCCAGGUGGUACGUGCGUUUGACAUCUUCCAGAUGUUGGAUGUGCUGCAGGACCUCCGAGGCGCUGUGGCCCAGCAGGUGAGCAGUUCUUCAGGGAUUGUGAAGGUCGUGGUUGUGGACUCGGUCACCGCCGUGGUCUCCCCACUUCUAGGAGGUCAGCAGAGGGAAGGCCUGGCCUUGAUGAUGCAGCUGGCCCGAGAGCUGAAGACCCUGGCCCGGGACCUUGGCACGGCAGUGGUGGUGACCAACCACAUAACCCGAGACAGGGACAGUGGGAAGCUCAAACCUGCCCUCGGACGCUCCUGGAGCUUUGUGCCCAGCACCCGGAUUCUUCUGGAUAUCGGUGAAGGAGCAGGAACAUCAGGCAGUCAGCGCACGGCACGUCUGAUCAAAUCUCCCCGUCUGCCAACAGGUUUCCAGGAGACAGUAGACAUUGGGACCUGGGGAACUCCAGAGCAGAGUCCAGCAUUACAGGAAGAUCAGAUAUGACUGUGCUGUUGAUUGGGAAAGGGAGAGACGUCAAGGCGCCCGACUCUCCUGUGCAGUAAUACCUCCUGUUCCCUGCCACCCAGCCCUUGGGACUGCAGUAGAAGCACUCGGGCUGGGCAGAAGAGACAUCUCCAUUUCCUCAGCUUCUCUCUCUGUGGAAACACAGAGCUACAGGCGAGAGAAGAUGCUAUGGUGGAUGGACCCAGGAAUUCAUGCUGGUGCCAAGUUUUCUUUCCUUGUUUCUACUAUGUAUGUUUCAGUGGGAGCCAAGUUCCCCUUGGCUUGGGGCAUCUCUGAAGAGGCACACUAGUGACUAGAUGACCCUGUGCAUCACCAUUGUACCUGUGCUCCAUCCUUACACAGGGUCUGAGCCAUGAAGCCUCUAGCUUGCCUUUGCUUCUCUUUGUUUUUUUCCAUUGUUUUUCCAUCUGUAAGAUGGGGCUCCCUUUCACUUAGCUCUGUCUGUAAGUUACUGGGUGGAAAGUAACCUCGUAAAUGUAAAACUCUUCUUCAUCUGUGUCGUGCUCUUAAAAAUAUAAAAAGGAAAUUCCCCAAGCCCCAGAGCCACCUAAUUUCCCCCAGAAAGUUGUUUUUCACUUUCCCCCAGUGAGGCCCCAAAGAAUAGUCAUUCCUUUUUCCCUCCCACCAAUUUGGUUGCGCACACCUGCGUGGAUCACCAUGACUAGGUGAGACUGUGAGCUCGCUGCAAUCCCAGGGAUAUGAUUUAACAGGAAAAAAGGAUGUGACCUGCUCCUGGUGAAUCCAGCCACUUGUUUAAUUUGCAUGGUGCCCUGUGGGGCCUCUCCACAGUGUAGAGUAACCAGAGGUGCUGAACCGUGGUCUUGCCCAUAAACACACAGGAGAAUUUGCACAGUAAAUAGAGCCAGCUGGGAAAAUUGAUGCUGGCGUAAAUAAUACAUGGCAAAUCUAGUCCUUUAUGCAGAAAUUCAUUGCCAGUGGCUCCAAGAUGCAAUAUAAUUACCCUUCUCUUCCUGCCAGCUGUACCAUAGCCUAGUGCCCUGGUGUAUGAAAUAAUCCCCCUUUCUGUGACCAGCACUGUGGCCCUCCGUCUGAGAGCUGAAACCCUGGCUGGGAGGGGAGGAGCACACCGGGGAAGGGAUAAUAAAAGGCAAAGUAGAGAAAUGA